Molecule: messenger RNA, 2307 nt
Organism: Fraxinus pennsylvanica
Lineage: Eukaryota; Viridiplantae; Streptophyta; Magnoliopsida; Lamiales; Oleaceae
Source: the annotation of a GenBank genome assembly
AUGAAGGCGUGGGAGGCCACUGUACGUAUAACACACGCUGCAGCCAAGAAACGGGCCACAACGAUUUUUGGGGGGUCGAAUUUAAUAGGAAAUGCUGAGGAAGAAAAUGAAGAUCAAGAAGAAGUGCAUGCAAGCGGAGAAGUGUAUCAUGCAGAGAGAUUUCUUCCCAAUGGUGAUUACUACACGGGCUAUUGGGCUGAUAAUUUUCCACAUGGACAUGGAAAAUAUUGGUGGACAGAUGGAUGUAUGUAUGUAGGACAAUGGUUUAGAGGCAAAACUAUGGGAAAAGGUACGUUUAGUUGGCCUUCUGGGGCGUCAUAUGAAGGCAAUUUCAAGAGUGGAUUCAUGGAUGGAGAAGGUACGUAUACGGGGCCUAGUGGAGAUACAUAUAGAGGUUCUUGGGUGAUGAAUUUAAAGCAUGGACAUGGUGUUAAGGAAUAUGCUAAUGGUGAUAGUUAUGAUGGCGAAUGGAGUCGCGGGUUGCAGGAAGGGCAGGGGAUGUAUCAAUGGAAGAAUGGGAAUUUUUACAUGGGGGAAUGGAAAAAUGGAACGAUUUGUGGGAAAGGGAAAAUGUGUUGGACUAAUGGGAAUAUUUUUGAUGGGAAUUGGGAAGAUGGAUUUCCCAAAGGGAAUGGAACAUAUAAAUGGGCAGAUGGGAGUUUCUAUGUGGGAAAUUGGAGCAAGGAUCCUACUGAACAGAAUGGAACUUAUUACCCCUCUGGAUCCUUACUAGAAGAAAAUCUUGAAUGGAAUCCUCAGGAGGUUUUCAACAAUGACUUGAAGGAUUGCAUAAUUUGUCCAAAUGAGAAAGUUCCGAUAUGGCCCUCACAAAAGAAGCUUGCAGUUUGGAGGUCAUCCAAGGGCUCGGAUUCAAGCGUAAGGCCAAGAAGAAUGUCAGUUGAUGGUAGAAUAGAUGCAGGGGUAGAUAGGGAAUUUGGUAGAAUGCGUUUAUCAGAUGGUGCUGUGCCCUCUCCUACUAGUGCCGGAGCCAUAGAAAGGAUGAGGAUGGCAGGAAAUGAAGGUGACGAUGCGUUGGCAGGUUUACAACCUGACAGAUUAAGUACUCGAGGCAGCCCUCUUAGGAUACCUAAAGUGGUGAAAAGACAAGGGGAUACAAUAUGUAAAGGGCAUAGGAAUUAUGAUCUUAUGCUGAAUUUGCAGCUGGGGAUUAGGCAUUCAGUUGGAAGACCUGGUCCAUGUCCAUCACUUGAUCUGAAGCCUUCAGCUUUCGACCCCAAGGAAAAGUAUUGGACAAAAUUUCCCUCCGAGGGAUCCAAACAUACUCCCCCUCACCAAUCCUGUGAAUUCAGAUGGAAAGAUUAUUGCCCCAAAGUAUUCAGGUCUUUAAGAAUGUUGUUCAAGGUGGAUCCAGCAGAUUACAUGUUGUCCAUAUGUGGGAAUGAUGCACUACGAGAACUUUCCUCACCAGGAAAAAGUGGAAGCUUCUUUUACUUAACCAACGAUGACCGUUAUAUGAUAAAGACGAUGAAGAAGGCAGAAGUAAAAGUGCUUUUAAGGAUGUUAAACGCUUAUUAUAAUCACGUUCGUGCUUUUGAGAACACUCUAGUGACAAGAUACUAUGGCCUGCAUUGUGUCAAGCUGAACGGACCUGCUCAAAAGAAGGUUCGUUUCAUCAUCAUGGGAAACCUCUUCUGUUCCGAUUAUAUGAUCCACAGACGAUAUGACUUGAAAGGAUCCACUUUUGGCCGAUUGACUGAUAAGCCUGAAUCAGAGAUUGAUGCAACUACAACUCUGAAGGAUCUUGAUCUCAACUUCCUUUUCCGACUUCAAAAGACAUGGUUUCAAGAAUUUCGAAGGCAAGUUGAUAGGGACUGUGAUUUCCUCGAACAGGAGAGGAUUAUGGAUUACAGUAUGCUGGUUGGUCUUCACUUCAGAGAAUCAACAAAUGAUGAACAUACUGCAUCUGGGGCUCUAACACCAGUUGAUAAUGGUAGCUUGGAAACUGAUUCAGUUCCGCGCCUCUCCCAAGCAGAUGUGGAUCAGUUGCUUUUAGAUCCUGCAGGAUGGGCUAGUAUAAGUUUGGGAAUCAACAUGCCUGGAAGAGUAGAAAGAGUUGAAAGAACGAAUGACUGCGAACUAGUAGGAGAACCAACUGGAGAGUACUAUGACGUCGUGAUGUUUUUCGGCAUAAUAGACAUUCUUCAAGACUAUGAUAUUACAAAGAAACUCGAGCAUGCAUACAAGUCCAUUCAAUAUGAUCCGAACUCCAUAUCAGCCGUCGAUCCGAAACAAUACUCGAGGCGUUUUCGAGAUUAUGUAUUCAAAGUUUUUGCAGAAGAUACAUGA